Messenger RNA from Nicotiana tabacum (common tobacco), 1748 nucleotides. The record is from RefSeq and is a predicted model, not a curated record. Lineage: Eukaryota; Viridiplantae; Streptophyta; Magnoliopsida; Solanales; Solanaceae.
UCUUUACAGCAUAUACCCAGUGAAACUGGCGGGAAUUAGCAACACAACAACUUCCAAAACCCUCUCCACGUACCCCCCUCUUCCCCAAACUACGGCGAACCACCAUGAACAGCGGCAACUCAAGGAAGCGAUCGGCGGCACAAGCGGUUGCAACGCCGUCGCCUCAGCAGCAGCAGAAACACCACGCCGCCAUGGAAGAAGAAGACCUAGACGAGGACGUUUUCCUCGAAGAAACAUUGCUUCAGUACGAAGAAGAUUCCCAAAUCCUCCGUGAACUCGAAGAGCGCCACGCCCUAAAUGAGCGGCUUCAGAAAUGGAAACGCCCUCCUCUUUCUCAAGCUUGCCUCUCUCAGUCCCAAAGCAUAUCGUUUCAGCAGCUGGAGAUUGACUACAUUAUUGGAGAGAGCCAUAAAGAAUUGCUGCCUAAUUCUUCUGGUCCAGCUGCCAUUUUAAGAAUCUUUGGGGUCACCAAGGAAGGAAAUAGUGUUUGUUGUCAUGUACAUGGAUUUGAACCAUACUUCUACAUCAGCUGCCCUCCUGGAAUGGGCCCUGACGAUAUCUCCCGUUUUCACCAAAUUCUCGAGGGUAGAAUGAGAGAGGUGAAUAGGAACAGCAAUGUCCCUAAAUUUGUCCGUCGCAUCGAAGUAGUUCAGAGAAGAAGCAUCAUGCAUUACCAAAAGCAGGCUUCUCAGCCUUUUCUCAAGAUUGUAGUGGCAUUGCCAACGAUGGUUACCAGUUGCCGUGGUAUCCUUGAUAGAGGUAUUCAAAUUGAUGGGCUUGGUAUGAAGAGCUUUAUGACCUAUGAAAGUAAUGUUCUUUUUGCUCUUCGCUUCAUGAUUGACUGCAACAUUGUCGGUGGCAACUGGAUUGAAGUUCCAGUUGGAAAAUAUAAGAAAGCUGCAAGGAAUCUCUCCUAUAGUCAAUUAGAGUUUGAUUGUCUCUAUUCUGACUUGAUUAGCCAUCCUCCAGAAGGAAAAUUUUCAAAGAUGGCUCCGUUUCGCAUAUUGAGUUUCGAUAUUGAAUGUGCUGGUCGUAAGGGCCACUUUCCUGAGCCUACUCAAGAUCCUGUUAUUCAGGUGGCCAAUCUAGUUACCUUGCAGGGACAGGAUCAGCCAUUAAUUCGUAACGUGAUGACCCUUAAGUCAUGCUCACCUAUAGUUGGGGUUGAUGUUAUGUCGUUUGACACAGAAAAAGAAGUAUUGCUGGCAUGGAGGGACUUUAUACGGGAAGUUGACCCGGACAUCAUAAUUGGAUAUAACAUCUGCAACUUUGAUUUGCCAUAUCUCAUCCGGAGAGCUGAAGUCUUAGGGAUGGCAGAAUUUCCUCUGCUUGGACGCAUCAGAAACAGCAGGGUUCGUGUAAAAGAUUCAACCUUUUCUUCAAGACAGCACGGGACAAGGGAAAGUAAAGAAAUAACAAUAGAAGGGAGAGUUCAAUUUGAUUUAUUUCAGGCUGUGCAAAGGGAUCAUAAACUAAGUUCUUACUCACUAAAUUCUGUCUCAGCGCAUUUUCUUAAUGAGCAGAAGGAGGAUGUCCAUCAUUCAAUUAUAUCAGAUCUUCAAAAUGGGAACUCAGAAACUAGGAGGCGGCUUGCUGUAUAUUGUCUAAAGAAACACCCCUUUGCUGUAGAAUGCUUCACUCUAAAGAUAUUUGCAAAUAAAGAAACCAAAUAUAGCUUCAUCAAGAAGAAACUUUAUGAUCAUUCACAAUUUGUGCUGUAUCUGUCAGUCUAUAAUUUCUCUAAGUGA